AUGCCCAUUCGGUCGCUUUCUAUAUUGUACGACCCCGUGGUUCCCCCUGACGUCGUCGUGUGCAUCGUUCUCUCGUCUCUCCUCCUCGCGCUCAUCCUCAUGCUUCGUCCGCCCAUGUCCAACGCCCCUUCCGAAUGGUGGUCCCGCCUCCGCGCACUCGUCUUCUCCCCCACCUCUCCGCGAUCUUCCGCCUCAAGCCCCGCUUCCCCCUCCGCUGCCUCGCUCUCGGCCGCGGCAGUAUCCGCGCUGUCUCCGCACACUCAACCGCUGUCGCUUUCCGCCGCAUGCGGGGCGGGGCAGCUCUCUCCUCCUCCGCGGACCGGCGCGCUGUUGCCCGGCGGACCCGACGGCGGGUGGGCGCAGAGCGACGGGUGGGAAACGAGCGGCAGUGCGCACAGCAGGGGGGGAGGCAGCCACACGACUUCCGCGCUCUCGCCUGGUGGCGGCAUGGGCGCGCGGGGAGGGGGGGGCGCUGCGGGGGUAACGGCGGAAGAGGUGGCGGUGGUGAAGGUGAGGGGGUUCCACUCGCUGGCGCGGGAGUGCGUGGAGCGCGCGGUGAGCGCGGAGGAGCGGGGGAAGGGCAGCAAGGCGGUGGCGUACUACCGCAAGGCGCUGGAGAUCAUCCACGAGGGGCUCGGCGCAGGCGCGCGCAGGUGCGUGCGCGCAUGGGUGGCGCGGAAAGGGGCAGGUCGCAGGCCACGUGCUAGUGUGGCGGCAGGGGAGCAGGUUGCUGGCACAUCUAAGCUCUACUCCGCACCCUUCUCUCUUGGGCCACUCUUUCCCAAAAUGCUCUCGAAUCUCCCCCUGCACUCCCCCACCCGCCACUUCCCCCCUCCCCACCUCCUCCCCCCCGCGCCUUCCGCCAGCACCUCCCCUGAAGUGCGGCGCUGCCAUGCUGACCUCACGCGGUGGUCUGCUGACGUCACCCAGCGCCUGUCCGUGCUGCUGCACUCUCAUUCAGCCUCCCCACCAGCGCAGCACAGGGGGGGAAAGCCGGCGCUAGGAGGCGCAGCAGGGGGCAGGGGCGGCGGGCGCAGUGGCGGGGGGAGGGAAGGGGGGGCGGGUGUGGGGGGCGUGAACGCGCAGCUGGUGGCGGUGGUGGAGGGAGAGAUCGUGGACGCACGACCCAGCGUGCGCUGGGAUGACAUCGUGGGUUUGGAGGGAGCGAAGCAGGCGCUGCAGGAGAUGGUGAUUCUGCCUGCGCUGCGCUCCGACCUCUUCCAGGGCAUCCGCCGCCCACCCCGAGGGUUGCUGUUGUACGGGCCACCGGGGAACGGCAAGACGAUGCUGGCCAAGGCAGUGGCGGCAGAGGCGCGCGCCACCUUCUUCAACAUCAGCGCUGCUACCCUCACCUCCAAAUGGAUGGGCGAGUCGGAGAAGCUAGUGCGGGCGCUGUUUGCGGUGGCGGCCCAGCGCCAGCCGUCUAUUAUCUUCAUAGAUGAGAUUGACAGUGUGCUGAGUGCGAGGGCGGCUAACGAGCACGAGGCGAGUCGGCGGCUCAAGACGGAGUUCCUGCUGCAGUUCGAUGGGGUGCUCACUGCCCAAUCCGACCAUGUCGUUGUCAUCGGAGCCACCAACCGCCCCCAGGAGCUGGAUGAGGCUGUGCUGCGCCGACUGGUGAAGCGCAUCUUCAUUCCUCUGCCCGAUGCUGCAGCGCGCACGGCACUCUUGCGCCACCUCACACGAGGCCGUGACUUCGCCAUCUCAGAUGCUGACAUGCACCGCAUUGUCUCUCUCACUCAAGGAUACUCAGCGAGUGACCUGAAGGCACUAUGCCAGGAAGCGGCCAUGGGGCCUAUCAGAGAGCUGGGAGGCCGCAUAGCCACAGCCAGCGCUCAUGAGGUGCGGGCGGUGCGGGCGAGUGACAUGCACGCAGCGCUCUCUGUCAUCCGUGCCACCUGCUCACCUGACCGCCUCGAAGCCAUGCACCAGUGGUCUGUUGACUUUGGAGCUGCUCUUUGA
Closterium sp. Naga37s-1 is the source of this 1962-nucleotide messenger RNA. NCBI's taxonomy places the organism in Eukaryota, Viridiplantae, Streptophyta, Zygnematophyceae, Desmidiales, Closteriaceae. The record is from the annotation of a GenBank genome assembly.